CGAACUGCCCAUCAUUUCCAACGACCGGUUGCAUUUCCCAAGAUGCGUCGCCGCGGGUCGUGCAUGUACUAUGCCGACGCGGGCCUCCUCGCCGUCGGCAACCUCAUCACGAUCGACGACUGGAUCCUCGACCGCGACCGCAGCCACUGCAGCGUGUGCGUCCAGCAGUUUCACGCGUUCAAACGGCGCCACCACUGCCGGACGUGCGGCGAGGUCAUUUGCAGUCGCUGUUCCAAGCACCGCAAGCUGCGCCUCGUCGAGCUCAACGUCGACCUCACGGCGCGCAUCUGCGCCAUCUGCGUCACAGCGGCGACGCUUGCAGCACGCGACGUGUCGGCCGCGCCGUUGCGCCCGACGCUUCUCGAGACGCCGUCGUCGCCCGUGUUUGCCGUGCCCGUGCUGCCGUGGGACGACGCCAACUUGGCCACGUGGCGCCUCGAGGUCGCGCGCCAAGCCGACACGCUCCAACCGGAUCAAGACGACACGCUCAAGCUGCUCGUGCACCUCGUCGCGACGUCGCUGCGCUGCCCGAUCGUCUUUUUAGGGCUUUUGGACCCAAGCGGCCUCCACAUCCAAGCCAGCCUCGGCCUCGACCCGUCCACCGACAGCCUCGUCCAGUUUUGUGCGCCAGUGUGGCGCCACAAUGCGACACUCGUGCUCUCCGAGACGGACGAUGCGAUGCUGCGCGACCAAGGCCUGCGGUACUUUGCAGGCACGCCAAUCGUCGUCGAAGGCCUCGUGCUCGGCGCACUCGUCGCCAUGGACAUGGAGCCCCAUGGCAGUACCAACCUGAGCCAGCGGAAUACGCUCGAGUCGGUCGCGCGGAUCGCCGCCGAAGUCCUCGAGCAGCGCGCAAAGGAAGCGAAUCAUCACGACGCGACCACCGAUCUCUCGCUCGACGUGCCCGAGAAGAGCGAAUGCGAAGAGGAUGCCGGCGAUGGCGAAGGCACGGCGCCCUGCACACCCAUGAAUGAGUUUCAAAAGGCGCUUUACGCCUCGUCGCCGCGCGUCACACGCUGCAGCGACUCGAACCAAACGAUCGAACUGCCGUCGUCGGCGCAGCAAAUGCCAGCGUACGAGGACGCCGUCGAGUCGAUGCUGCAAUUGUACCGUAUCUUGCACGGGUGCUCGUGGGAGCCGACCAGUGUCGUCGUGGCCGAUCGCCGCGUCCAGUUUCAUACCUUCCACGAACGCUACCAGCACGGAUACAUCAAGGCGACGCGCGAGCUCACGUCGAUGCCAGGCAGCAUGUCGUGGGCGACGCUCGUCCAGCUUCCGCAGAUGCACAUCUACAGCAACUGCCUCGCGCAGUAUGUGAGCCACCAGCCCAUCGAUGGUCACACGACGCUGCACAACGUCGUGUUUCAGCCAGGCAUUUCGUGGACCCGCGCCAAGCAGUACCCAUUGCUCACGCACGCGCGCGACUACCCGAAUGGCGCGGCCGUCUACCUCGGCAUGCAGCUGCGCGACGACCUCGUGCCCGAGUUUUGCUUUGGGUGGAUGCUAGGCCCGAGCGACGACGAUGGCCGCGCCAAGGUCUCGGUCAUUGUGCCGCAGCACCGCGAGAUCCACGAAGCCAAUAUGAUUGCGACGUGGCUCGACCAGCUCCAAGAUCUGGCGCACGCACCGCGCGAGCAGCGAGCAAGGUCCGUUGAUAUGUCCUCUUCGCACGAGGUUGUGGCAUCCCGGCCCGCCCGCGCCAAUACGACCGAGAGCCGGCCCGCGACCGAAGCUUUCUUCUGGACCCUCCUCGAGCAGACGAUCUCGACCCAGCGGAUGCUCUCGGAACGCCAAUCGGACCUCAUGCACACGAUGGAAACCAACGGAAGUCGCCUCCACCAGCUCACGCAGGCGGUCGAGCGCGUCGAGUGGCGGCUCGACCAGCCUCUCUAA
This is a messenger RNA of Saprolegnia parasitica CBS 223.65, 1893 nucleotides long. RefSeq lists its product as hypothetical. Bases 43 to 1893 code for a protein of 616 amino acids. Gene Ontology annotation, molecular function: protein binding; metal ion binding. The record is from RefSeq and is a predicted model, not a curated record. The transcript has 8 exons. Lineage: Eukaryota; Oomycota; Saprolegniomycetes; Saprolegniales; Saprolegniaceae.